Gastrolobium bilobum is the source of this 2172-nucleotide messenger RNA. RefSeq lists its product as uncharacterized. Gene Ontology annotation, cellular component: cytoplasmic stress granule. Lineage: Eukaryota; Viridiplantae; Streptophyta; Magnoliopsida; Fabales; Fabaceae. Gene Ontology annotation, biological process: cytoplasmic translational initiation. The transcript is spliced from 6 exons. Gene Ontology annotation, molecular function: ATP binding; translation initiation factor activity; RNA helicase activity. The record is from RefSeq and is a predicted model, not a curated record. The coding region runs from base 1 to 2172 and encodes 723 amino acids.
AUGGCAGAACCAUCCACCGCCGAAACCACCUCCGCCAGCGAUGCUCAUCCGCCGGCGCCAGCUUCCUCGUCGCUCAACGUCCUCGGAUUAACGAUUGACGAGAACAAGAAGCCUUCUCCCAAGUUCUUGGACGAGCCUGAAGACUCCAACAUCCAAGCGGUUUCGUCCGGCGACACUCCGUACACGUCAGCUACCACCUUCGAAGAACUGAAUCUCUCACCGGAGCUUUUGAACGGACUCUACGUGGAGAUGAAGUUCCAUAAACCUAGUAAGAUCCAAGCCGUAACCUUGCCUAUGAUCUUGAAUCCUCCGAAUAGGGAUUUGGUCGCACACGCGCAUAACGGUUCCGGAAAAACCACGUGUUUCCUUCUUGGUAUGCUUAGUCGAGUUGAUCCAAAGUUGCAGGCUCCUCAAGCUUUCUGCAUUUGCCCAACCAGGGAGUUGGCUAUUCAGAAUACUGAAGUUCUCCGAAAGAUGGGAAAGUACAUGGGGAUUAGCUCAGAAUGUGCUAUACCAGCAGACAGUAGUGAUGCUUUGCCGAUAGCGAAACGGGCACCGAUUAUGGCUCAAGUGGUUAUUGGGACCCCUGGCACGAUUAAUAAGUGGAUGGCUUAUAAGAAACUUGGGGUGACAAGGUUGAAGAUUCUUGUUUUUGAUGAGGCUGAUCAAAUGCUUGCUCAGGAUGGAUUUAAAGAUGAUUCCCUGAGGAUAAUGAAAGGAAUAGAAAAAGUCAAUUCUAACUGUCAGGUUCUUCUGUUUUCUGCUACAUUGAAUGACAUUGUCCAGAAUUUUGUUUCGAGGACAGUCAAGCAGGAUUAUAAUACACUUUUUGUGAAGGAACUAUCUUUAGAUGCCGUAAAGCAAUAUAAAGUUCAUUGUCCUGAUGAACUCUCUAAGAUUGAAAUGAAAAAAGAUUACAUACUCGAAAUAGGAGAGAAUCUGGGGCAAACUAUAAUAUUUGUGCGCACAAGAAAUAGUGCAAAAAUGUUACAUAAAUCACUUGUCGAAAUAGGAGAGAAUCUGGGGCAAACUAUAAUAUUUGUGCGCACAAGAAAUAGUGCAAAAAUGUUACAUAAAUCACUUGUUGUCGCUCCUGUUGUCGCUCCCGUCGCCCCAAGUAAGGGAGUCGACAAGGGAAAAAGGAAAGUGGUGAACAUUGUUAAAAGGAAGGUCCGGUCUGCAGCGGACAUUCCUGCCGAGGAGCUUGCUAGGAGGACUGGCGGCCCGGUUAUUAAGGAUGUGCAGGAGAAUGCCCAGAGUUUGGCGGUCAACCCUUCUGCACCUGAAGUUAUUCCUCCUAAACCAACGUAUUCUGGAAGGAAGAGGGUUGCUAGCGAGGAUUUAAGCUCGCCUAAAGGAGCUAAAACGCAUGAUGACUUGGUACAGAAAGGGCGCAAGAUUGAGUCCUUAACGGCCGAGAUCAGGCGGUUGGGUAAGGAAAUUAGUGACCUGAAGGCAACCAAUAAAACUUUAUCUGACAGCAACCAAGAACUGAAGGGGGCUAGUGACGUGGUGCAACGCCUGUCGCAGGAGAAGGAUGACUUAUCAAAGUUAUUGGAUGAGUCUUCAACCGAGAAAAAGGGGCUCCAGGCGGCGAAUAGCCAGUUGACUGCCGAGAAAGCUGCCCUUCAGUCGGAGAAGGAUGCGUUAUCUGUUGAGUUGACUGGCGUAUGUGGUAACUUGCAUGCCGCCCAAGAGGAUUUUAAAAAAGCUUCUAGGCGAGUACAGGAGCUGGAGCUUGGCUUGCCUUCAGUUUUUUAUGAUUCUUUUAACAACGCCCUGAAUCAGGUUCAAUUUCGAUAUCCUAAGAUAGAUGCUUCGGGCUUGAGUGCCGAUUAUGUGGUGGAAGGGAAACGCCUGCUUCAUAAACUCUAUAAUGGCGAGACGACUGUGAUAGAGGAAGGGCCUGACUCUGAUGAGGAAGAGGAUGAUGUAGAGGAAGAAUCAGCCAAGUUCGGUGACUCACCUUUAGGCGACCACCAUGUGCUGAGCGGAGAGCAACCCGUAGAUGGAGAACCUACUGACGCCGUAGAGAUCCCGUCGUGCGGAUCCCAUCGUUGGCGAUGGUGUUAUUGGCAACACUUCCUUUGGAAGGUAUUGGUGAGGAAGCUUCAUCUAGGAAUAACGUUGAAGACACUGCUGGGGAGGACGCCACUGAGGGGGUCUCAAUAG